This is a messenger RNA of Gadus macrocephalus (Pacific cod), 5288 nucleotides long. Its product is annotated as tudor domain-containing protein 7A-like. The record is from RefSeq and is a predicted model, not a curated record. Lineage: Eukaryota; Metazoa; Chordata; Actinopteri; Gadiformes; Gadidae. The transcript is spliced from 23 exons. Bases 68 to 4816 code for a protein of 1582 amino acids. Gene Ontology annotation, biological process: spermatogenesis.
CAGCCAUUGACUACCAUUUGACCUUUCAACCUUACACUCUCCGGACGAAACCAGAGGAAGACGGUCAAUGAUGGAUGGUGAAUCAAUUAAAAAAAUGUUGAGGUCGGUGCUGCUUUCCUCAAAGGAGGGGGUGUCAAUCGGCCGGCUUCAAACCGAGUACCGCUCGCUGUGCGGGGAGCUAAUCCCGCACAGUAAGCUUGGCCACCAUAGCUUGGAGGACUUCCUCCGCAGCAUCCCCUCCGUUGUGCGGUUGGAGCACCGCAUGGGCGAGAUGCGGUGCUUUGCUGCUAUCUGCAAGGAAACGCGGCACAUCGCUGAGAUGGUGGCACGACAGAAGUCGUCCAAGAAGCCUGGCCGCAGCCAGCUGGUCAACUGUACGAUGAGGUUCAAGCCCUCCAACCCCUACAUGCUCAACGUGAAGCCAAGGUCAAUUCUGCGGCAGCCCUCACUGGGGGGCUCGUCAGGCUGGCUGGCGGCCCGUCCACGGCCCUACUCUGGCAGUGGACAAUUAAGCGCGUCAGGAGACUACAGACAACAGGACCAGGGGUCCAGCUCAGCUGUCCCCAUCCAACACAGAGGAGCUUCUCUUCAGCCAGCCGACAGACCCCCGCCUCAGCCAGCCUACAGACCCCCGCCUCAGCCAGCCUACAGACCCCCGCUUCAGCCAGCCUACAGACCCCCGCCUCAGACAGCCUACAGACCCCCGCCUCAGCCAGCCUACAGACCACCGCCUCAGCCAGCCUACAGACCCCCGCCUCAGCCAGCCUACAGACCCCCGCUUCAGCCAGCCUACAGACCCCCGCCUCAGCCAGCCUACAGACCCCCGCCUCAGCCAGCCUACAGACCACCGACUCAGACAUUCUACAGACCCCCGCCUCAGCCAGCCUACAGACCCCCGCCUCAGACAGCCUACAGACCCCCGCCUCAGCCAGCCUACAGACCACCGACUCAGACAUUCUACAGAACCCCGGCCCAGGCUGCCGACCAGCCUUCCUCCUGUCCAUCAUCCCAGGCCGACAGAACCGGUACUUUACGAGUGACCGUGGGUGACACCGGAAAUGGGAAAGAGGUGCCGCUGGACAACCACCAAAAGACUGCAGAACGACGGCCUCAGGAGCCAGUUUCCUCACAGCCAGAGGUCUACAACCCAGAGUUAGUCCAGAGCAGACUCUCUGAUCUGCUGUCAAAGCACUGCAGCGGCCUGUGGCUGUCCAAACUCCCUGGGGUGUACCUGGAGAUGUUUGCUCAGACCAUCCCCCCUCAGGCCCUCCAACAGCUGGACACCUGGUCCCACAUCUGCAUGGUGGAAAACCUAAACAGUAGCAACAGAACUGACCGGCUGCUCUACCCACCUCUCCCUCCUAAGCCGACGGCAGGCAGACCCAGCGGCAACCCCUUCACCCUCACCUCACCCAAACCAGCCUCCCCCUCCGACCUGCCCUCACCCAAACCAGCCUCCCCCUCCGACCUGCCCUCACCCAAACCAGCCUCCCCCUCCACCCUGCCCUCACCCAAACCAGCCUCCCCCUCCACCCUGCCCUCACCCAAACCAGCCUCCCCCUCCACCCUGCCCUCACCCAAACCAGCCUCCCCCUCCACCCUGCCCUCACCCAAACCAGUCUCCCCCUCAACCCUGCCCUCACCCAAACCAGUCUCCCCCUCAACCCUGCCCUCACCCAAACCAGUCUCCCCCUCCACUCUGCCCUCACCCAACCCUGACUCCCCCUUUACCCUGCCCCCACCCAAACCAGCUUCCCCCUUCAUCUUCACUUCACCCAAACCAGCCUCCCCCUCAACUCUGCCCUCACCCAAACCAGUUUCCCCCUUCAUCUUCACUUCACCCAAACCAGCCUCCCCCUCCACUCUGCCCUCACCCAACCCUUCCUCCCCCUUUACCCUGCCCUCACCCAAACCAGUCUCCCCCUCCUUCUCCUCACCCAAGCCAUUCUUCCCCUCUACCAUCUAUACCUCCCUCCCCUCACCCAAACCAUCCUCCUCGAUUACAAGUUUCUCCUCCCUCCCCUCACCCAAACCAUCCUCCUCCUUCACAAGUUUCUCCUCCCUCCCCUCACCUAAACCAUCCUCCUCCACAAGUUUCUCCUCCCUCCCCUCACCUAAACCAUCCUCCUCCUUCACAAGUUUCUCCUCCCUCCCCUCACCUAAACCAUCCUCCUCCUUCACAAGUUUCUCCUCCCUCCCCUCACCCAAACCAUCCUCCUCGUUCACCAGCCUCACCUCCCUCCCUUCACCCAGACCAGCCUCCCCCUCCAAUAGCUUCCCCAUGUCCAACCCGGCGUCCAUCCUCGGCCCAAGCCCCAUCUCCCCCAUCUCCCCUGGCAGCCCCCUGACCCCCCCCACCUACCUGUUCUCCCCCACCUCUGCAGAGAGCUCCCCAGUUAAAGACACGGCCUCGACGGCCUCUGCCAGCCUCUGGAGCCCCUCCCGGAGCCCAGGCUUCGCCCCUAAUAUGCCUACCGCCGUUUCCAACGCUGCUGGCUCUCCCCCCAAUUCCUCCGCCGUUAGCCCGUUGAGCCCUGAGCUGCAGGAUAGGCUUCUGGAGCUCCUGUCGAAGUACAGCAACGGGCUGUGGACCCACGCCCUGCCCCAGCUCUUCCUGGACACAUACAAGAUGGCCUUCCCCAAGGCUGUGUUGGCCCAGCUGUCACUGCUGGAGGACAUCUGCUCGGUGGAUUACCCUGUUUCACAUGACCGAAGCAAGGCCAUUCUGUAUGAGCGGAGGGAAGCAGAGAGCCAGAGGGCGGAGCCGUGCUGCUCCACGGCCCCUGCCUCUGGUGUCCCGGUUCUGGGAGUCCAGGCGCUCCCUUCCCUGACCCUCCCAACGGAGCAGUACCCCUCUGUGUUGGUGACCGAAGCCCGGGGGAGUGACCGGGUCACCGUCAGGUACGUCGGGAAGGGCUACUCCAAAGCCCAGGAGUCCAUGGAGAACGCUAUGCUCGCCUUCUACACCCAGAGCCCCACCCCCGACACCCUGCCCAGCCCUGCCAUUGGUCAGCUGGCCGCGGUCACCGGGGAUGCUGGAGAUGAGCUGGCCAGGGUCCAGGUCAUAGAGGACAUGACCUCUGAAAAGGUCAAGGUGUACUAUGUGGACUAUGGCUUCUCUAUGGAGGUGAGCUCCAGCAGUCUACUCGUUCUGCCUCAGGACUUCCUCACACUCCCCUUCCAGGCCACCACCGUCCAGCUAGCAGGUCUGGAGGCAUGGAGCUCCAAGCCGGUGGUUGUGUCGGCUCUGGAGCGCCUGGCCGUGGGGCGCAUCCUGCUGAUGGAGACGGUGGAGGCGUGUCCAGGAGAGAAGCCCCCGCUGGUGGUCCUCUACGACACAUCGCAGGACGAUGACCUCAACAUCAACGCAGCCUGCCGGAAGGCCCUGCAGGACCACGCCGCCCAGGACCACGCCCCCCUCAUAGUAAGCAGCAGGUACCAGGACGUGUGGGUCACCAACGUGUCUUCAGAAGGGUUCCUCUCCUGCCAGCUCCCCUGUAGAGGGCGCUCCUCUCUCAGUGGCCUGCUGGCCAAGAUAGAGGCCUUCUUCUCCUGUCAGGUGACGUCGGAGUGUCUGGUGUCCCAACCCUUCAGCGGGAAGCUGUGUCUGGCCCGUCAUAGAGGGAAGUGGUCCCGAGCAGAGAUCUACAACCUUCACGGCGGCCGGGUGAUGGACGUCGUCUUCAUUGACCUCGGGGUCAGCUCCUCCAUAGAGGUCACUGAGCUCCGGGAGGUCCCGCCUCCCUUCCUCACCGACCUCACCGUCCUCCCGGCCCAGGCGGUGCGCUGUUUUCUAGCGGAUCUGGAGGUCCCUGGAGGUCCCUGGAGUCCAGAAGCUCUCCUCUGGAUAAGACAGACAGUCCUCAACAUGCCCUGCAGCAUGAAGGUGGAGGAGGUGCAGCAGAGCGGUGAAGGUGCGGCGGUGUUCCAGGUGUCUCUUUUCUCUGGUUCUGAUGACCAGAGCCUGAACCAGCAGCUGGUCCUCUCUGGUCUACUGGGUCAGCGCAAGGAGGAGAACAACAACUACAUGGCGCUGGACGCAGGUGAUCUCAGUUCCCUGGUAGAAAAGUUGUCUCUGAAUGGUCAGUCUGUGAGCGCUGUGCUCCCCAAGGCCCGGCCUGAAGCAGGGGACUCUCCUUCCAAACCUGCCCCAUUAAAGCUCCCCACGGUGUGCAAGAAUCAUCUGCUGAUGCCUCCCCUGGUGGAGCUCCCUCAGGCGGGUCAGAACAUGGAUGUGUUCGUCCCGGUCGCGUGUCACCCCGGGCACUUUGUGGUGCAGCCCUGGCAGGACCUGUACAAGCUGGUGGUGCUGAUGGGGGAGAUGGUGCUGUACUACAACCAGAGCCAGACCUCCUCCAGCAUCCCGCUGCUGCACAAAGAGCACGUCUACGCCGCCAAAAUAGACCGCAACUGGCACCGGGUGUUGCUGAAGGGGGUUCUGUCCACCGGCCUGGUGUCUGUGUAUGAGCUGGACUACGGCCAAUACGAGCUGGUGAGCAGCAGCCAGCUGAGGUCCCUGAUCCCCGAGUUCAGACAGCUGCCCUUCCAGGCGGUCACCGCCCAGCUUGCCGGUGUCCCCCAUGGGGGGUGGUCUGAGGAGGCGUCCAUGGUGUUCAGGAACCACGUGGAGAAGCGUGCGCUUGUGGCCCAGGUGGAGAGCGUGCACGAGGGGUCGGAGGUCAAGGCCGGCUUGGGUGAGGUCAGCGAGCGGAGGUUGACAGUGUUCCUGGUGGACACCAGCGAAGAAGACAACGAUGUGUGGAUCCACAACAUUAUGACUGACCUUUGCGAGCUCCCCGCCACCAGCACCAUCUAGAGGCCUUAAGCCGAAUUGCAUCCCCCAAUCCAUCAUGGCAGCGUGUAUAUUGUUGAUUUACUCUUGGAACUCUUAGCUCACGCUUUUAUUUUGAAGCUCUUGCCCCACGCACCAGAUUUACUGCUGUACCUAGUUGAGAGAAAUGUUAUUUUAGUUGGCCGACUGGUGCGGUUUUAUUUGGUACAUGGGAGGGUUGUGCUGUGAGCAGUAGAUUUAGCAUGUGUAAAAGAAAAUUGGACCUUAUCUUACUGUUUAUGGAUCACUUGUAAUUUCGGCACAUCAACGUUUUGUCUUGUUUUAUAAUUGUUUGGAUUUGUUUUGACAUUUUUUGUGUUGCAUGUUGGCUCUUGUGUUUUUUUCUUUAUUUUCCUGUACAUAAGUUACGUUUGAAAAGUGAGGAAAUUGCUUUGUUACCGCUGUCCUUCUCUUCAUUUUGUUCAUUAAAAUAAGAUUUACAUGUUGUUCGAGAGUC